This is a messenger RNA of Aspergillus welwitschiae, 1302 nucleotides long. RefSeq names its product rRNA-binding endoribonuclease. Gene Ontology annotation, cellular component: preribosome, small subunit precursor. Lineage: Eukaryota; Fungi; Ascomycota; Eurotiomycetes; Eurotiales; Aspergillaceae. The record is from RefSeq and is a predicted model, not a curated record. Gene Ontology annotation, biological process: maturation of SSU-rRNA; ribosomal small subunit biogenesis. Gene Ontology annotation, molecular function: RNA endonuclease activity. The transcript is spliced from 2 exons. The coding region runs from base 1 to 1302 and encodes 433 amino acids.
AUGACGGACUCGGCAUCGCCUGCGAAGCCCGUCCAUACCAUCGUCCUGGACGCCGGUCCCAUCUUGAAGAAUACCCCGCCGCUAUCCACGCUGCUCGCACAGUGCGAAGAACUCCUCAUCACCCCCUCCGUCGUGAGCGAAAUCCGUGACCCUGACGCCCGCCAGCGCGUGGAGACACUAUACCUUCCCUUCUUGAAGCAGCGCACACCAUCCCCGAAAAGCGUCAGCGUCUUGAGCGAAUUUGCACGCAAGACUGGUGAUCGGGCUGUCCUGAGUAAAACAGAUAUUGAGGUACUGGCGCUUGCAUACGAGGUGGAAUGCGAGCGCAAUGGUGGCGACUGGAGACUGAGAAGCGUUCCGGGCCAGAAACAGGUGAACGGGAAGCCUCCUGUGAAGGAGGAGAAGGCCGAAGAGAAGGGAGAGGAGGCUAAAGCCGAAGAGGCCAAGGGUGAGACUGAGGGCGAGACCACUCAAAAGGAGGAGAACAAGGACGAGGUUGCUGAGGUGGAUGCCGUUGCAGAAGAUCUGAAGAACGCAAACCUGGAAGACAAGGAGACCAGCACACAGGAGACCGAAGUGCAAAAUGCCCCCGCAGAGGUCGAGGCGGAGGAAUCAACUCCUCAGGACGCCGAUGCCCAAGAGGAGGAGGAUGAUGGCGAUGAUUCGGAUGGUGGUUGGAUCACUCCCUCCAACUUGAAAAAGCGACAGGCCCGCGAUGAGGCUAGCUCUGCAGCUGCGGCGCCAGAGCCCAAGGUGAUGCAGGUUGCCACCAUGACUACCGAUUUUGCGUGCCAAAACGUGCUGCUGCAGAUGAACUUGAACUUGCUCUCCACUUCCACUCUGCAGCGAAUCCGCCAUCUGAAGUCUUUCAUCAAGCGCUGCCAUGCCUGUUUCUUCACCACCAAGGACAUGAACAAGCAAUUUUGUCCUCGCUGCGGCAAGGACACGCUCACUCGUGUCUCCUGCACGACAGACGCGAAUGGACAGUUCAAGAUGCACUUGAAAAAGAACAUGCAGUGGAACAACCGCGGCAAUCGUUUCAGUGUCCCUAAGCCCGUACACGGCACCUCCAAUGGAAAGUGGAAGGGAGGUGGUGGUAAGGGUGGCUGGGGAACGGAAUUGAUCCUGGCGGAAGACCAGAAGGAGUAUGUUCGAGCCACCGCAGAGCAGAGCCGCAGAAUGCGCAAGGAGCACGACCUCAUGGAUGAGGACUACCUCCCGAGCAUCCUGACCGGAGAGCGGAACAAUCACGGUCGAAUUCGUGUGGGAGCUGGCAGAAAUGUCAACUCGAGGAAGAGGUAA